Lingula anatina is the source of this 682-nucleotide messenger RNA. RefSeq names its product RNA polymerase II-associated protein 1. NCBI's taxonomy places the organism in Eukaryota, Metazoa, Brachiopoda, Lingulata, Lingulida, Lingulidae. Gene Ontology annotation, biological process: transcription by RNA polymerase II. The record is from RefSeq and is a predicted model, not a curated record.
GCUUGAACAUGUUUCCCUGUCUUGGCAUCAAAUUAAAUUCUUAUCAACUCAUUGAAACUAAGAAAUUCAAUAUCUUUUUCAGUCAUCACUGGCAGGGCCAUAGAGUAGUGUAGAAGGAUAAAGUUACCAGUUGGUCAGAAUCUGGAUGUUGGACAUUAGUUGGACUGUGAUCACCCAGAUAAUCCGUGGGAUUGGCUGAGACAUGGACAGGGCCCAUUAUGUCUCUCGACCCAAACCUGGCGAUGAUGAAGAUGACCUGUUGGAGUUUCAGAGAACGUUUCUCUCCAGUAAAGCCUCGUCUUCUGCCACUGUCGUGACAAGUUCCAAACCAGAUAAAAGAGCUGAUGAAGCUAUCAAUGGAAACGAGACAGCAGCCAUUAAGACAACCCCAGCAGAGAGGGAUGUUGUUAAGUUACAAGGCUUACCGUCUACCCUUCCCACAGUCCCGACAGAUAUACCACAGACACCCAAGAGAUCAAAAUUUCGGCAGAAAAAUGACGCAGGAAAAAGUUCUACAGAAUAUAUGGAAGACCCAGAAGAGAGUUUAGAAAAACAUGACAGACAUAUCACAAAAGUAUUGUCAGAGAUUAAGGAGAGGGAUGUUCACCAUGUACCAGUGUAUUUCCCCAGACAGGUGUCUGAUGCUUUCCCUAAGGUACUACAGUGGGACCCAAAGUCUAAG